ACAACAAUGGCGGACGCCGCGGAGGAAGCGCUUCACGGCAGCUGGGACCAGGAUCUAGCCGAUGCUCUGGAUUCUGGUGGUUCUGACACGGAGAUGGAGAGAGGCAUCGCCCAGGUGCAGGAACAGUCAGCCCAACACAGAGCCAAAAUGUGGAAGAUCGCUCUCAAUGUCUCUGGAAAAGGAGACAGUCUGUCUCCCUGGGACGGCGUCUUGGAUUUACCAGAACAGACACCCAUUCAUAAUCGAAGUCAACAGCUGAUUGAUCAGCUGGGAUUAUCGGAGGAGGAGAGCAGUGACAUGGUGUCUGAUGUUGAGUCAGUCAUCACUUUCUACUGCAAGUCCCGCAACAUCACCUUCACUCCAGAGCUGAGCUGGCCACACCUGCUCAAACCACUACUGGGGCUUAUGCUUCCCCGCAGCGACCUCUACAACUGCUUCUAUGCUGUUAUGAACAAAUACAUCCCCAGGGACUGUGUGCCAAACGGUCGACCCUUCCACCUGUUCAGACUACUGCUGCAGUACCACGAGCCUGAGCUCUGCUCUUUCUUGGACACCAAAAAGAUCACACCUGACUCCUACGCCAUCAACUGGCUGGGUAGUAUAUUUUCCAGUCACUGCCUUCCUGAUGUUACCCAGGCAUUGUGGGACAUCUACCUCCAGCAGGCUGACCCCUUCCUCAUCUUCUUCAUCAUGCUAGUUAUGCUCGUCAAUGCCAAAGAGAGCAUCCUUACACAAGAAGGAGACGGCAAAGAGGAAAUCAUCAAAAUGCUGGAAGCGUUUCCUUCGCUCCUGGAAUCUGAAGACGUUGAAGAUUUGUUUUCUCUGGCUCAGUAUUAUCAGAGCAAGACUCCAUUGUCGCUCAGAAAGAUGAAUCAGAAUCUGUUUGGUAGCAGCCUGGUGGCUCUGAAAGAGGAGGACACAGACCUGAGUCAGGCCCUGUGUCUCCCUGUGUCUGUCCCUGAAAUCCUGCAGGCCAACCAGCUUCAGCAGGAUGGUGUGCGGUUCUUUGUGGUGGACUGUCGGCCUGCGGAGCAGUACAAUGCCGGGCACCUGUCCACGGCCUUCCACCUGGACUCUGACCUGAUGCUCCAGAAUCCUUCUGAGUUUGCUCUCUCUGUGAAAUCCCUGCUGGAUGCUCAGAAGCAGUCUUUAGAGUCUGGUUCCAUCGCCAGCGGAGAGCACCUGUGCUUCAUGGGCAGUGGGAGGGAGGAGGAGGACAUGUAUAUGAACAUGGUGUUGGCCCAUUUCCUGCAGAAAAACAAAGAAUAUGUCUGCAUCACUAAAGGAGGUUUCAUGGCUCUUCAGCAGCAUCUGGUUGACAUUAAUGUGGAAGGCCUGGACUCUUCAUACCUCCACUGGAUUGUCAGCACAUCAGGGUCUCACAGCAGCCUCAGCUCUGCUGAUGGAGAGUCACUCAGCAGCCCUGGAGACGGCAAAGGAGUGAAGUCCCUGGUCAACAAAAUGACAUUUGCCUUCAAGUCCAAGUCGGUAAACGUGAAGGAGAAGAUGAUCAGCUUCAUUGAAAAUACUUCCACCCCUGUAGACAGAAUGUCUUUCAAUCUGCCUUGGCCAGAGAAGGUGAUUCCAGAUCGGCACGUGAGCAGCAGCGACCGUGUCGGCAAACCUUACCGAGGUGUUAAACCUGUGUUCAGUAUUGGUGAUGAAGAGGAGUAUGACACAGAUGAGAUUGACAGCUCGUCCAUGUCAGACGAUGACAGGAAGGAGAUUGUCAACAUUCAGACCUGGAUGAAAAAACCAGACGUAAAGCAUCACAUUCCAUGUAAUGAGGUGAAAGAAACUGGCCACAUGUUCCCGAGCCACUUGUUGAUCACAGCAACUCACAUGUACUGCCUGAGGGAGAUCGCCUCAAGGAAAGGCUUCGCCUACAUCCAAUCCAGACAAGCACUGAACUCUGUGGUGAAGAUCACAUCCAAAAAGAAGCACCCCGAACUGAUCACAUUCAAAUUUGGCAGCAACAACUCAGCUGGAGUGGAGAUAUCAGCAGUUGAGAGAUACUUGAUACCAAACGCAGGCGACGCCACCAAAGUCAUCAAGCAGCAGAUCAUGAAAGUGCUGGAUGCUCUGGAAAGCUCGUAAACAGAGAUGAUGGUGUCACGAUGGAGGGGCUCUGGACGGCCAGCCGUGACGCAGACUGUACAGAAGAGUCACCGUCUGCCACCGUUUGUCCCGCUCCCCCUCGGCUGUCCUCCCUCCUGGACAGAUGCAGUGCAGUGAUGACUGGACAGCCCUGUGUGUCUGUGUCUGGGACGGGGGAGCUCACCACUGACUGCAGACCUGUGGGACAGAAUGUGUGUGCAAAUACUUAGGUGCUCUGCAGUCAUCAAACCAUUAUCUUACACUAAUUUAAAAUCUAUUGGUUCAAGUGUAUGUUUUACUUUACUCUUGACAAAACAUGGGAUUACAGUGCAAUUCCAACCUGGCAAUUUCCCUCUGGCCUUAACGUAGCUACUGAGCAACUGACCGGCGGCACACCUGUUCAAUCAUUACGCGACUGACUUUUUCUUUGGACUCAAGCAUCUCGAGUCUUACUCCUUCUUUUUGUAGUGAACAGUAUCGCAGGUCAGUCAUGUCUCUUAACUAACUUUCUGGAUGUGUUCAGUAGAUUUAAGGAUCCUGGUUGUUUUCAAGAAGUGAGCAUGGGUCAGCAAACCUUAAGAUCCACAUCCCCCCCAAAAAAGGCAUUGCAGGCACAUGAGUCAGGUUUUCUCACCAUAACACCUAUUUUUGUUAACUUUUCUUUUCCAACAGGCUCCUUAAAUAUAUACUAUUUGAGGCUGUUUGAAAAUGUGAUGUGUGUAUAUACAUAUAUAUAUAUUAUGUAAACUGCUCUAUAUCAGCACAGACCUUUUCAAUGUUUCUCUGAAAGCAUUUCCUGAUAGUUAGAAUAUGCAGUGAAACUUCUAAACCGGCUCAGAGUUUAAAGCCUUUCACUGAGUUUCUGGCAGAUCAUUAAUCUCUGCUUUUCCACACAGUAAUGAAUUAACCUCAUCUCAUAGCAGUCUGAUGUAGCUCUCCUAAAGUAUUGCUCACAUUCCUCUUGACUGCAUCAACAGGAGGGUCAGUGAUUGUUUUAAAGGCCGAGCACCUCAGUGUUUUUCCAUCCCAUUCAGACUGAAUGAUUUUCCCACUAAUGAUGCUUAGGUGGAAUUGUUUUUUGAUAAUGACACUGUAAAAGAAGCAGCAUCAACCUGUUCAGAGAGAAGACGUCACUACAACGAGGACUGUGCUUUGACGCUAAUUAAGAUCAGCCCGUCUCGUCCACUGUAUUAGUCAAAACUCAACAGCUCCAGUUUGCUCGCCACUGUUGCCUUCGGCCUCAUGCCUGUGAUGUGUGAUAUUGGAACCAGCAGUGGCAGUGUAUCGCUGCGUGCCCUCUAAUCUUAAACUCACCUAAAGACUUCCCCUCGCUUCGUUCUUGCUCACCAGUUAAUUUGUCUAGUUGUGUGGGCAUCCUGCGUUUCAGGUGUCAAAGCCUCUAAAGUGGUGCAGGACUUUCCUGACAAGCUCCAGUUCAAAUUUCAGUCAGGAGAGGAGGAAUAAUAAUGGGCUAAAACAUGUGGCACAUUUAAAAAUGGGCAACAAGAUGCAAAAACUUGAAUUAAAAAUUCCUAAUACUGGUCAUUCUUCACUGCGGCCCUUCAGAGCAUUCCUGUGUAACCCAUGCAUUGUGUUGUACUUUGUAAUUUGUGAUACUUUUCGGUUUUCUGUUAACUGGAGUCUUGACUCUUGACAUCACUGGCGAAGGAUGUCAACCACUAGUUGAGAUGCAACAUGUCUCAGAUGUAACUGGCACCUUACUGUACUGCUAUCUUUUUCUAAGCGUUGCUGUUUUUAAUAAAUGGAGAUUAUUCGACUGCA
This is a messenger RNA of Limanda limanda (common dab), 3879 nucleotides long. It is a transcript of the gene tbc1d23, whose product is annotated as TBC1 domain family, member 23. Gene Ontology annotation, biological process: retrograde transport, endosome to Golgi; embryonic brain development. The transcript has 19 exons. Gene Ontology annotation, cellular component: trans-Golgi network. The record is from RefSeq and is a predicted model, not a curated record. The coding region runs from base 7 to 2097 and encodes 696 amino acids. Lineage: Eukaryota; Metazoa; Chordata; Actinopteri; Pleuronectiformes; Pleuronectidae.